Paramuricea clavata is the source of this 3198-nucleotide messenger RNA. NCBI's taxonomy places the organism in Eukaryota, Metazoa, Cnidaria, Anthozoa, Malacalcyonacea, Plexauridae. The record is from the annotation of a GenBank genome assembly.
AUGUCAGUUAUCACAGCAGAAGUUUUAAAUACUAUUUUUGACCAAAAAUUAGAGCCAUUAAAUAAGAAAAUUGAUGAGGCAAUCAGUUCAAUGUCGUUCAUAAAUGAAAAAUAUGAACAAAUAUUAGUCAAGUUGUCGAAGUUUGAAGAAGAAAAGAAGUCUCUUGUUAAUGAAAAUAAAGCUCUGAAUAAUGAACUUCAAAGAGCUACAAACAAAUUGCAAGAAAUAAUGAAAUCGCAAGACGAUAUGGAGCAAUAUAUCAGACGUGAAUGUCUCGAAAUCCGUGGGAUACCAUGCUUGAAUGAUCAGGAAAAUACUAAUAGUAUUAUAAAGGACAUUGCAAAGGCGAUCGAUGUUGAUAUUACGGAUAUAGAUAUAUCCACAAGUCAUCGGCUGAAAUCCAACGUUUCUUAUAAAGGGAAAAGCAAGAAUUCACCACCAAUUAUUGUGAAAUUUACACGGCGUGAGACGAAAGAGAAAUUAUAUAAAGCUCGUAAGAAGCUUAAUAGAUUAACCACAAAAGAUCUUGGAUAUGUAAUCGAGCAGAAAUAUAAAUUCAUUUGGACGUACAAUGGGAAUAUAUAUUUACGAAGAAAUGAAAUAGUCCUGUCAUCAACAUUAAAAAUCAGCGUGACAUUCAGCAUUUGAGGGAGUGAUAUUUACCAGUGAAUUGUUGUGCUAUUAUCUAUUAUUUAUUAGAUAAGUGUUUAUUUAAUUGAAUAUUGAGGUAAUGUCUGCUAGCAUGGAAAGUAGAAUCGAGCAAUAUAGCUUGUUGCCUGGUUUUGUAUCUAGCUCUGUAGCUACAAAUGCUUCUCAUUUGACAAACUCAGAUAUUGAUUGCCACAUGUUGCAUGAUGUCAAUUUUAAUUAUUAUGGCGUUGAUGAGUUCCGCAAUAAUGUUAACAGGGAACUAAGUAAUAUUCAUGUUUGGCUUUGUGUAAAUAAGUUGUCUCUCAACAUAGAAAAAUCUAAUUUCAUUUUAUUUCAUCCAGUCCAAAAGAAAAUAACAUGUGCCAUCAAAUUGAAGAUUAAUGGUAUUGAAUUAAAAAGAGUGCAGAGUAUGAGGUAUCUUGGAGUUUAUAUUGAUUCUCAUUUGAAUUGGAAAUCCCAUAUUGAUUAUAUCGCAAAAAAACUGAAAAGAAGUAUCGGUCUACUCUCUAAAAUUCGUUAUUUUACCAACCUGAAUACCUUGAUAAAGUUAUAUUAUGCUCUAAUUCACCCUUUUCUCAUUUAUGGUAUAAUAUCUUGGAGUAUGACAUAUCCUACAUCAUUGCGACCUUUAUUUAUUUUACAGAAAAAGGCUUUGUGUAUAAUUAACUUUUCUAAAUUUGAUGCUCAUUCCACACCAAUAUUUAAAUCUCUAAAAAUAAUUAAAUUACAUGAUCUUUUCACUCUACAUGCCACGAUGUUUAUGCAUGAUUAUUAUCACGAGGAAUUACCACCUAUCUUUAAUAAUCUUUUCACUCCAGUCAAAGAAUUACAUACUUAUAAUACGAGGUUAGCAUCAAGGCAGUCGUAUUCUUUGCCAAAAACAAGAACUAAUUAUGGAAUUUUUAAUAUUAGAUACCAGGGUGUUAAGAUAUGGAAUUCCCUUGAUGAGGCCGAUAAAAAAUUGUCAGUUUUUAAUCUAAAAAGCAAACUUAAGGAAAUGUUUUUUUAUUCAUAUUAGCUUAUUGCUCUGUUCAUUUAUGUAUCGAAUUGUUGAAUUGCUUUCAUUAUUUUUAAUUAUUGAUUUUGCUAAAACAUUCUAAAUUUUAAUAAUAAUUUCAUAAUUAUAUGGUGUUUUGCUUCUCUCUGUGGUUCUGCUAAAUUGAGUAAAAUAUUUAUGUAAAUUGACUACUUUAUAUAUUAAGCUUCGUUAUAUCUGUUUGUCAAGCGUUGUGUGUAAAACGUCUGCCUGAUUCAUCUAGCCCCUUAAUGGUUAUUUCGGGCAGACGGAACCCAUGUCAUGUCAAAAAAUUAAUGUAAUGUAAAACUAAUGUAAUAAGUGGGUUCAAAUAAAAUGUCUUGUCUUGUCUUGUCAAAGAUUUGUUGGCUCUUAAGAGAGCCGGUUGGUUUGCAAAGGUUCAGGGUUUUUCACAAACGUGCCUAAACCUUCGCCUUUCCUUGGGUGCACACCUUGGCCACCACUCCAUCUGGGAAGUGAGCGGCCGGAAGCAGCGAAAGCAUAUCUCCGUAUAAUCUCCUUUCCACCGUGUUCGGCACAUUGGGCACGAUGGGUCCUGCCGACUUUCCUUCUUGACGUCCUCCCACUUCUCCCAGCAUUUUAAAUGGAUAAUUUGCGAACAACAGGGCAUGUUGAACGCGUACUUUUCGGCGUUGCCGACUUCUUCCAAACAGAUGAAGCACCCCACGGUCGUUGUCGUUUGCGCCCUUGUGGCCCUUCCGCACCAUCCGCCUCUUCGCCCUUGUGGCCCUUCCACGCCAUCCGCCUCUUAAGGUUUUACAUCAAGCAAAACCGAAGCUGCGUAAAGCAAUGUUAAAACAUUUAGAGCCAAGUUGCAUUAAGGCAAUCUGUGAUUGUGUAUUGAAUAUUUUAAAGAGUGUAGUUAAAAUGUCGCCAGUUCAAAAGAGGAAGCUAGCUAGGCACAAAGAUCAUUUAAGGGUGCUUGUCAAGAAAGGUACACCAUUGAAGAAGCGACGGCAAACGAUUGUCCAAAAAGGGGAAGGCUUUCUUACUUUAGUGUUGGGACCUGUUUUAAAAGAACUAGCGUUGCUCCUAUAAUAGAGACAUGAAGCAUUCGAAAAAAAUUAUUCUGAUCAGUGGCGUAGCCAGCCCGACUAUUUACUCCUGCUAUGCAAAUAUUUCUGUGUUCAUAGACUGUAAAAACAAUGAAUUUCUAAAGAAAUGAAUAAUGAUAAUGCUUUGAAAUUUACAUAGCAGGAGGAAAUUUUCAGGCUGGCUACGCUACUGAUUCUGAUACCGGAAAAUAAUUUGGAUAAUUACUUACGUCAGCAACGCUUAACGACUCCACCGCUGUCGCAAAAAUGGCGCAAUUCGAUAGUGAAAUGAAAGCUAUUUUUGACAAAAAUGACACUUCCCAACAUGAAAAAGCAAAGCUCUACAGUCAAAUAUUAGAGAACUAUCUUCAUUUCAAAAGGAAACGAAAUGUCGAGGUCACAAAACCAGUACCUAUAGCAUUUGCGGGGGAUGUGGAAAAAAUGCAGCGGCAAGUGUUCCCAGUACACUGGAGGUGA